Molecule: messenger RNA, 1007 nt
Organism: Prosopis cineraria
Lineage: Eukaryota; Viridiplantae; Streptophyta; Magnoliopsida; Fabales; Fabaceae
Exons: 1
Coding region: 113-430 (105 amino acids)
Source: RefSeq, a predicted model, not a curated record
UCAAAUUCAAUCCAUUCAUCACAGCAACUUAAUUAACAUCUCAUCAUAACUUUCUUCUUCUUCUUCUCCUGUUUCUCUCAUCAACAGUACUAGCUAGCUUAUUCUCAAAGAUAUGGAGGGUCUUAUUCCUUUUGUGUACAAAGCUAUAAUGCAGUACAGGAAUGGUAAAGAAGGAGCCAUAGGGUCAUGGCUUUGUGAGUCACCUUCGUAUUCGUACGUUAGACUUGCUGCUGGUGACUCUGGUCGGUUUCAAACCUCUGCUUCUGUUUUGUUGUCUGAUUAUGGCUUCUCUGCAACGGCACCACCUGCCAAGUCAUCAUCCCCUUCUAAUAAUUCUUCCUCUUCUGCAACACAAUUCCCGAUACAAUCUUCUUCUGGCGUUCAUCAAUCGCCAAAUCCUGCUUUGAAACGUCGUGAAGUUUCAGCAUGAACAACCGUUUAUGUUCGUUCGUGUGCUUGAAGGGAGCCGAAGGCUCAGCACAAGAACAAAUCCUAGUAAGAAUGAAUACUUGGGUAAAGUUUUUAGAUGUUUUAUAUCAAGGUUUUUGAUAAGAACAUAAUAUGUGAGCAUUUGCAAAACGUCUCUUCACAUCUUAUGUUUUUAGUAAACAAUCUGAUAGCAAAUAUCUAAACAACUUUACUUAAGUUUUGUGCUUCUGGUGUGAAAACUACAUUUGGAGGGUUAAUAUUAAAGUGUUCUGAGUUUGUGUUUCCCAGGUUGUGAAGGUUUGAGAAUUAAGCAAGCGUGUGGAAAAACCAAAGGGGUUCCAACGCUUGGUAAGUGUGGAAAAUCAAUGUAAAUAGGGGAUUUUAGUGCAUGAGAAUCAAAUAAAAUAAAAUAAAUAAAUGCAUGUGUUUUGAGGCCAAAGGGCCAGGAAGACUAUAUGAGAGCUUUUAAUUAAGACUAUAUUUGAUCUUUGAUUACUGAGGGUAUGUUGUUUCUUGGCCAAAGUGAAAGUGGUCAUGAAAAUUGAUCUGAACUUGUAAUAAAAUAUUUAGUCUGAAAA